This is a messenger RNA of Rhagoletis zephyria (snowberry fruit fly), 3088 nucleotides long. Its product is annotated as transmembrane protein 170A. The record is from RefSeq and is a predicted model, not a curated record. Lineage: Eukaryota; Metazoa; Arthropoda; Insecta; Diptera; Tephritidae.
UUUAGCCGAGAAGAAGAAGAGUUCACUGUUAAUUGCCUUUGUUAUGGACGAAGCGAUUCUUGGUAGAAAAAUAAUAAUUUCCGCAGAAAACUAAAUUUUGCCACGGAUGGUAUUAUAAAUUAUAGUGAUAAUUUGCAUUGUGGUGAUUCGACUGAAUUUGAGAAUACUGUAAGCAUUAAAUUGCGAAAAAUGGUGUUGGAAAAAUUGUAAGCAAAGCGGGUGGAGUACAUUUUGUCAGCGGUAGUAGGGUGUAGGCGCUGUAAUUUGGAAAUCGAUUGGUAUUUUAAUGAAAAAUGCCUACUAAACGUGUAAUUGAAUAGUAAAUAACUGAAACGAAUUUAGUUAAAAGCGCGUACUGGUAAAUAUGUGUAAUUAUCGUAUAAAUGUCCUAAAACACUCAAAUAUAUACAGGACGCAAAACAAUUGGCUGCUGGAGAGCAGUUGCUGCAGAAAGCAUUAAAAGAGGCGCUGGCUAUGUUAAGAAGGUAGCAUAAUGCCAUCGAAAAUAUUAAGCCACGCCAAAGCCUUCCAUAAAAUAAGUAAACGUUUGCUUACAUCAGAAUUACGCCAGCCAAAUAAACACAUACAAAAUAUUGAUAUACAGAAAUUUUAUAACAAAUAUGAAAAGUUAUGAUUAUCAGCGCUGGAGCAAUAAAAUCCAUGUAUGAAUACAUAUAUCAAUGAGCGCUUGCAUUGCACUAGUUAAAUGCGGCACCGCAGAUAGACUUUAUCAGACAGCUGCAUACACACAUGUACUCCCGCCAAAGUGUACGUCAACAAAUAAGUUUUGUGAUAUUUUCGUCUAUUAUAAGUACGAUUAAACCAGAGAAGAUUAGAAAUUGAAACGACAAAUACAGCUAUAAGAAUCUACAAACAAGGGCUAAAAGUUAUAUGUAGUAUUAAUCAAGAUGAUAGCGUUUCGCCAUUAGUAUAUCAAUUAAUUCUAUUACAUUACUGGUUGAUCUGUAAACGGCAAAGAACACUUUAUUCAACAAUAACCUCACCACCGUCAACACAUCUACCAUACAGCUUGUAAUGUUGUCCGACCUUGAUGACACCGAUGAGUUGGACACUAUUGCCGAUGUUAUGGGCUUACGCUCACAGAACCGUCUCAAUACAUUUCGCGAAAUGUGGUAUCAUAUAUUUUUGUGGGCGCUCUUCUCCUCCAUUUUCAUACACACAUGCGCGGCGUUGGUUGCCUUUGUGACCCUGCGCAAACACAAAUUCGGACGCUUUUUCUCCAUACUGAUACUGGUAAUGGGAUUUCUAUCACCAGCAAUGAGCGGCAUCGUUAGUAGUGCCGUGAUAGCAUUCGUGCAUCGGGCCUCUAGUUUGCCAAUGUCGCCAAUUUACGCGAUGGUCUGGGGAGUGGGCCAAACAAUAGUGUCAGCGUGUUUAGGGUUUACACGAAUAUUGGCCACGCUAUAGAAAAUGGGAACAUGCUUGGGGGAGGAAUGGCAAAGAGUGAGUGACAGACAGACGGACAGUUCCAUAUACAUAUGUAUACAGACACACUCGUAAGGUCUUAGUGAUAAUCGCCUAGUGUUUUAAGUCUAAUAAUAACGAAUGAUAAGUAAAUUAAAGGAAAUACAUAUAAAAAAUAUAUUAAUUCCUUAAUUGUGCAGUAAAUUAUAAUCGUUUGCCCAUUAGUGUAUUUUGUAAUUAAGGUUUCUAAACAUGUUUGUCUUCAUUAUGUUAAAUAAAAUACUUCUAAUUUAAAAUUUUUGUAUUCUAUAUUUAUACCUUCAGUUAAGUAUUUCCUGUGUUGACAAUUGAUAAAAACUAUAUAUACAACAUGUAAAACAGAAUUAAUAAAUUAUAUACAUACAUACUUAAGUAUUCAACCACACAUGCAUAGAGACAUAUAUUCAUUCAACUUUUUACAUAAAACAUAGCCAGUAAGCGUAAAUUAGCCAAAUGUCGUAAAUAAAAGCAUUCAAAAAUAUAACUAAUUGAGAUACAUACAUACAUGCAUAUGUACGUAGUAUGUAUGUACUACAGCUUAAAUUAAAAAACUUAUAACUGGACUUUUGAAAGAGUUAUAAUCUAAAAUUUCUACUCGACUACACACCACGCCCUGCUUAACCGCCAACGAACCUAAUUUUAACAGUCUAUAAAGUAUGUACAAAUUUUCAGCCAAUUAGAGCAAUAUGCAUGACAAUUGAUUUGUGCGCAAACUGUUGGAAUGCUAAUACAAAAUUCGUGUAGUAGAUUACUAAGUUUUUUCUUAAAAUCAAAGGCAGGCCUACAUAUCAAAUACAUAGACACUGUCAAAUAACGCUUUACCAUUUGGAAAAGUAUAUACAUAUUUGGAAAGGGAAAUAAAACUGCUGACGUCUUGAAACAUUUCGCAAACACUUUUUGACUUAAACUCAAAAAACUCGAAACUAAUUUUUUGUUUUACUUAACUGGAAUUAAUUCGAAACAAUAAUAAAAAAGUGUUCACUUGUUUCGUAAAAAAAAAAUACCUUCAGGAGGUCGGAAUGAUUCAUUUGAAGACCUAAGGUAGCAUACAUUUGUCGCUUAACAUGGUGCAUACAAAAUACAUUUAUAAUUUUGUCCACAUCAUAGAUUCACACUCACAUCGAAAUCGAUAUUCAAAUUAUUUCAUCAUUCAAUUUGGCCUAAAAAACCAGUCCAAGAAAUUAUGAGAAAAAUGCAAUCAAGAUUUUUAGCUAAGAUUUUAAUACUCAAUUAAUAUCUUCAUAAGUAUGUGUACGUAGACUUCAUAAAACAGUUAGUUUAUUUUCUAUAUUCUCAAGUAAUCAAAAAAUUUAAAUAAAAAACAUUUGUAUUGCAUAUUAUAUUUUUACUCAAUGCGAUAAAUCGCUUAGGGACGACAGAAUUAAGAAAAUUAAUACGAUUAUUUCUAAAUUGGUUGGCAGUCGGUCGAGGCCACAUCGUUUUCAAUGUACAAUUUGUCAAAUUACUUAAGCAAAUAUAUACUAAAACAAAUGAUAGCAAAAAUUAAUAUAGUAAAUAUUGUAUAACAAAAUUACGGAAUAUGCGAAUAUGUGAUUUUAAAUUAUAAUUAAUAAAUACUAUUAGCAAUUGUGUAUAAUCAAAUAAUAUUCUAAUUUACGGUAUU